This is a messenger RNA of Paramecium octaurelia, 2575 nucleotides long. Lineage: Eukaryota; Ciliophora; Oligohymenophorea; Peniculida; Parameciidae. The record is from the annotation of a GenBank genome assembly.
AUGGGAGUCUUUGGGUGGAGAGAAUACUACCGUGAGUACUCUAAUAUUUAUGGAUAUUAAUCUGAAAAAUGCCCAGAUUUGCAUGUUUAAAAGGCUAGUCUGCAUCCAUACUAGUGCGUCUGUAAUUUUAAAGGUGUAAUUUUAGCUUAUGCUGUCAUUUGUAAGGAUGUGGCAGAUGUAGUUGUAAAAACGGAAUUGAAUGGGACUCAACAUUUAUGCCAUCCCAGAUUCCAACCCUGGGGAGCUGGGACUCCAACAAGGGAUAAUACUACACUUCAUUGUGGAUUUGUUGACGGUGAUCAGUUAGUGAUGGAGAUGCUAUCAGAUGGAAAUUACAAAUAUUAUUGCAAAUGUAUGUAUCUGUUAGUAUUAGAUUAGCAUUGACAGAUGAAAAAAAUAGUCGAUGCUUGAUAACUGCCUAUUAAUAAGGCGUUUAUAGUUGCCAAUUUUGCAAGCCUCCUUACUUUGGACUAGAUUGUAAAAAUGUUCUUCGGUAUUUUGAUUAACGUUAUACAAAUCCACUCCGACGUAUAAAUCAUAUUUAUUUAAGCAUGCUUCGGAAAUUGUUUGGAAUGUGAUGAAGGUAGUUAAACUUGUACUAAAUGCGUUCUCGGAAUGGAUAACAUAGAUUCUAACGAUAGAACAUGUUCACUAGGUAUAUCAUAGUUUUAACUUUUAUAGAUUGUUUAGGAUUUACAAGUUGCUCUAUAGUUUCUUUAACAUUUCAGAAUAGUACUAUUUGCAGGCAGGGCACUACGCUCAGAGGAGACCGUUGUGUUUGUAUAUUUUCAAUAAUAGUUUAUAGAAUGUCCGACUGGUUGUUUAGCUUGUACUUAAGAUACUCAGGAUAUGUUUAAAUAGAAGUGUGAUACCUGUGAUCCUAAUUAUAUUCGACAAUUAGUGAGCAGCACCGAUCCUAAUAUGUACUCUUGCUAUCGAUUAUUGAAUUGUCUUAGUAUAAGAUAAUAAUUGAUGAGUCAAACAAUAUCAUCUAGUGGAGAGUAUGUGUAUAAUAUACGAUGCACAAUAUGCGAUCCAGGAUUUAUUUAUGAUACUACUAGCUAAACAUGCAUAUGUAAUAAUUAAUAAAAAUAUAUCUUUAGGGACCGCAUUUAAGAAAGAAGCCUGCUUCCUUUUAGAUCUUUAAGGGAUUAAUUGUGUCUCCUGUUAUCCGUGGUUUGGUUUGCAAUCUGAUGGCUCAUGCAAACAAAUGAGUUGCAAUCCUAAUUGUUAUACAUGUUCGGAUAAAAAUCCAGAUAUUUGUAUUACUUGUGAUGGCUUUAAUAAUAAAAUACUUUCUAAUGAUAUUUGCAUAUGUAAGCCGAAUUAUGGUCUUAAAAUUGAUGAGUGUGUAAAGUGUUCUGAGGGUUAUUGUUCAGAUUGNAUACUACCGUGAGUACUCUAAUAUUUAUGGAUAUUAAUCUGAAAAAUGCCCAGAUUUGCAUGUUUAAAAGGCUAGUCUGCAUCCAUACUAGUGCGUCUGUAAUUUUAAAGGUGUAAUUUUAGCUUAUGCUGUCAUUUGUAAGGAUGUGGCAGAUGUAGUUGUAAAAACGGAAUUGAAUGGGACUCAACAUUUAUGCCAUCCCAGAUUCCAACCCUGGGGAGCUGGGACUCCAACAAGGGAUAAUACUACACUUCAUUGUGGAUUUGUUGACGGUGAUCAGUUAGUGAUGGAGAUGCUAUCAGAUGGAAAUUACAAAUAUUAUUGCAAAUGUAUGUAUCUGUUAGUAUUAGAUUAGCAUUGACAGAUGAAAAAAAUAGUCGAUGCUUGAUAACUGCCUAUUAAUAAGGCGUUUAUAGUUGCCAAUUUUGCAAGCCUCCUUACUUUGGACUAGAUUGUAAAAAUGUUCUUCGGUAUUUUGAUUAACGUUAUACAAAUCCACUCCGACGUAUAAAUCAUAUUUAUUUAAGCAUGCUUCGGAAAUUGUUUGGAAUGUGAUGAAGGUAGUUAAACUUGUACUAAAUGCGUUCUCGGAAUGGAUAACAUAGAUUCUAACGAUAGAACAUGUUCACUAGGUAUAUCAUAGUUUUAACUUUUAUAGAUUGUUUAGGAUUUACAAGUUGCUCUAUAGUUUCUUUAACAUUUCAGAAUAGUACUAUUUGCAGGCAGGGCACUACGCUCAGAGGAGACCGUUGUGUUUGUAUAUUUUCAAUAAUAGUUUAUAGAAUGUCCGACUGGUUGUUUAGCUUGUACUUAAGAUACUCAGGAUAUGUUUAAAUAGAAGUGUGAUACCUGUGAUCCUAAUUAUAUUCGACAAUUAGUGAGCAGCACCGAUCCUAAUAUGUACUCUUGCUAUCGAUUAUUGAAUUGUCUUAGUAUAAGAUAAUAAUUGAUGAGUCAAACAAUAUCAUCUAGUGGAGAGUAUGUGUAUAAUAUACGAUGCACAAUAUGCGAUCCAGGAUUUAUUUAUGAUACUACUAGCUAAACAUGCAUAUGUAAUAAUUAAUAAAAAUAUAUCUUUAGGGACCGCAUUUAAGAAAGAAGCCUGCUUCCUUUUAGAUCUUUAAGGGAUUAAUUGUGUCUCCUGUUAUCCGUGGUUUGGUUUGCAAUCUGAUGGCUCAUGCAAACAAAUGA